AUAUGGACGUUUGCCAAGUGUGUUGAUUUUUGCAAGUUUCGAUUGAUGUAAAUAUAAAUAAAACAUGAUUUGGAUAUAUGACACUUGCCAAUGAUUAUAUACAGUGUCAUUCCAUUUAUAUUGAGGCUGUGAUUCUAAUAAACAGAAUGGUGGAGUGUUCUGGUUGGAUCUCAGUACUUGUUGCGACUCUAUGUGUGUGUACGAGGUCACGGUGUUCGGCUAAAGCUCCGGAGAAGGUGUCGGUCGAUGGCUACACAGAUGCGUUCAUCCUGAACCCGGACCUGUUCCUGAUGGGCCAGACUUCCGGUGGCCGCUCACAGAACCUGAUGCUGGUGCGCAACUACUGGCACACGGACAGCACGCCGGCCACUUCCUUCCGCGUGCUCUGGGACGACAGCUCGAACUCUAUAAUGAUAGUUAUUUGGACACGUGACAACCGAAAUUACCAGACGUCAUUUAUGCUGGAUCGGCUGGAUCCCGGCCAGCACACAAUCAUGCUGCAAAUGAGUGAACUAAACCGGAACACAAAUCGGCUCCGGCUAUUUAUAGACUGCAAGCCUGUUGGGGAGGAGACCACGGAGGUGCCGAUACGAGAGGCGCUCAUAGGGAGGAUUGUAGUGGAUCAGCACGAAAGUUUCACGCUGUACUCGCGGGUGGACCUACAGACCAUGCUGCAGUUUAUGGAUUGCGACCCCUUGUCUAUUCCCGUAGCGACACUUCCGGUGCUACCAGACUGGGUCCGCGAGCGGAACCUCGACAACCUGCUGGUCGGUACGAACGUCCGCAUCACGGCCCCGGGCGGAGGCGAGAAACGAGAGAGCGAAAACAGGAUACCGGACACAGACCCCUUGUAUCACACGAUGAGCCAGUCUAUACGGGAACUGACCCGGGUCAUGCAGACGCUUAAUAGAGACAUGCAGAUGCAGACCCGAGAGACGCGUCACCUUUAUGAGGUCAUGCGGCAGUGUGAAAUGUGCCGCCGACCAGAGAGGCAGGUGCAGCAGACGGUACCGAUGUGUCGGGAGAACCCCUGUUUUCAAGGUGUGGUUUGCACGGAUACGGACCGGGGAUACAGGUGUGGUGACUGUCCCCGCGGUUACUAUGGAGACGGCAUCAGAUGCGCGCGCAUACCGAACUGCGCUGACAACCCCUGCUUCACGGGGGUACAGUGUUACGACGUGUCUAACGGCUACCGGUGCGGCCCCUGUCCACCAGGACUGAGCGGGGACGGACGGAGAGGCAACUGUCGAGUCCCGAGGGUUACUUGCGAGUCCCAGCCCUGCUAUCCCGGGACCAGCUGCGUGGACACAGCCGAAGGUUUCCGAUGUGGGAGGUGCCCCAGGGGGUAUGAGGGCAACGGAACACACUGUAAAGAUAUCAACGAGUGCGUAGUGCACACUCCGUGUUACGAGUCUCGCGCAUGUGUGAACGCGGAGGGCAGUUUCCGGUGUGAGGAGUGUCCAACGGGCUUCUACGGUGAGCCGGUAGGUGGUGCGGGGCUGGAAGAGGCGGCCGCCAGGAAACAGGUAUGCCGGGAUGUGGACGAGUGCCAAUUGGAGGGAUCUCUCUCUCCCUGUGUGGAGUUCUCGCAAUGCUACAACACUAUCGGUUCCUACAAAUGUGGUGAUUGUGUGGAUGGAUACACGGGGAACCAGACGGUCGGCUGCUUCCGGCGCGUAACGGUGUGUCCAGAUUUGACUGAGUGUAACGAAUACGCCCGAUGUGUCUCCCGGCCUGGCAUCACCGGCUUCCUCUGUCAGUGCACGGUUGGGUACGCGGGCGACGGACAGGAGUGCGGGAGGGACACAGACAUUGACGGCACCCCGGAUCAGCGCCUUAUCUGCACGGACCGCAGGUGUAGAGAGGACAACUGCCGGCUGGUUCCCAACAGCGGCCAGGAAGACGCAGACGCCGACGGUCUCGGUGACGCCUGUGAUGAAGAUAUGGACAACGACGGCAUUCCAAACUCACCGGACAACUGUCCGUUGACGGCGAAUCCGGACCAGACGGACACAGACCCGGACGAGUCGGGUGACGCGUGCGACAACUGUCCGUCCGUCCCUAACCCUGGGCAAUAUGAUACGGAUAGGGACGGCCUCGGGGACGCCUGCGACCCGGAUAUGGAUAACGACGGCGUACUAAAUGAGGAGGACAACUGCCCCCGGGUUGUGAACCCCGACCAGGCGGACAGCGACAACGACACCGUCGGGGACGCCUGUGAUAACUGUCUCAGCGACCCUAACCCGGACCAGAUUGAUAGCGACAAGGAUUUGUUAGGUGAUGUCUGCGACACCAACGACGACAGUGAUCUUGACGGUGUACAAGACACGAGGGACAACUGUCCGUCCGACGUUAAUGCGGACCAACGGGAUACCGAUACAGACGGAGAGGGCGACAUCUGCGACGUCGAUGAUGACGGUGAUGACGUCAUCGAUGACGAUGACAACUGUCAGUACGUCUACAACCCGGACCAGAGGGACGACAACGAUGACAGUGUUGGUGACGCGUGUGAGGGCGACAGUGACGGUGACGGAGCGCCGGAUAGUUAUGACGUAUGUCCAGAGAACGGCGAUCUGUUUGCCACUGACUUCCGAGCGUUCCAAACCGUUAUCCUCGACCCCGUUGGAGACUCACAGAUAGAUCCUAACUGGAUCAUCCUUAACGAGGGUGCCGAAAUUGUGCAGACUUUAAAUAGCGAUCCUGGUAUUGCCGUCAGCUAUAGCGGUUUUAGCGGUGUUGACUUCAGCGGCACGUUCUUCGUGAACACCGACACCGACGACGACUAUGCCGGCUUUGUGUUCAGUUACCAGGACAGCGCGAGUUUCUAUGCCGUGAUGUGGAAGAAGGAGCGACAGACAUACUGGCACUCCACGCCGUUCCGCGCGGUUGCGGAGCCGGGCAUCCAGCUGAAGCGCAUCCGAUCCUCCACAGGCCCUGGGGAAAUAAUGAGGAAUGCCCUCUGGCACACCGGCGACACGCCAGACCAGGUGAAGCUGUUAUGGACGGACCCGCGGAACGUGGGUUGGAAGGAGAGGACGGCCUACCGUUGGGAGCUGAUACACCGGCCAGCCAUGGGGCUUAUGAGGGUGUUCCUGUUUGAAGAGACGCGGCUGGUGGCGGACUCAGGAAACGUUUACGACCACGAGCUGAAGGGUGGCCGCCUGGGCGUGUUCUGCUUCUCACAGGAGAUGAUAAUCUGGUCAGACCUCGUCUACAGAUGCAAUGAAUACGUGCCGCCUGGCAUGUUGGGAGCGGGAGCCGCGCCUCUGGAGAUCACGCCCGUGGACGACGGAAGUGAAGCUACAGAUGAGGAAGAGAGGCGGAAACAGCGGCGGAAAGACAGGAAGAAGAAAAAGAAGCCUGGUCCCGACGGUGAGCCGGGGGAGGAGGAAAUCGAUUUGUAAGGUGGAGAACGCAACCUUCGUGCACAUACAAGUACUGUUAUGAGGGUAAUAAAAGUGAUGCAAACGAGUCCACAUUGGUGAAGAUGUCAUCUAUCGAUAUCCUACCAACUGUGUGUUUUGUUUCACAAGAACAUGCAGACUCAUGUGGAUGACAUAAAAUACUGUUAGUCGAUUUAAAUACUAUGUGUCCCUAAAUGUGAUUUACAUGUGCGUUGAUGUACGUGGUCUAUAUAUGAACGAGUGAUCCUUACAGAAGAGAUGAUGUACAGUCCAUGAACAUUUCACCAAACUGUCGCUAUAUAUAUGUUAUUAUAGGCACAGUAUCACUAGUUGUCUUGUUUGUUUUUGGAAUAUACAUGAAUGUACUCGUACCACAAUCUUCUCCAUAAAUUGAACAUUUUUGAGAAAUUGUAUAUAUUUGUGUCUGUCGUUUUCGAUUUUAUACUGCAAUGGAACAGAGAAUUCAUUGACCAGUUGCGAUCAUGAGACCCUACACUGUUCGUACUUGAGCAACAACGUAUCCCAAUGUCGUCUGCAGUCCGCGGUUUCCGACUGCAAAUAGUUCUCUAUUGAUGUCAUACGGCGACGCGACCUGUUUGAUUAAAUUAUC
Mya arenaria is the source of this 4014-nucleotide messenger RNA. RefSeq names its product cartilage oligomeric matrix protein-like. The transcript is spliced from 24 exons. Gene Ontology annotation, biological process: cell adhesion. Bases 78 to 3404 code for a protein of 1108 amino acids. Gene Ontology annotation, cellular component: extracellular region. Gene Ontology annotation, molecular function: calcium ion binding. NCBI's taxonomy places the organism in Eukaryota, Metazoa, Mollusca, Bivalvia, Myida, Myidae. The record is from RefSeq and is a predicted model, not a curated record.